This is a messenger RNA of Fusarium proliferatum ET1, 333 nucleotides long. RefSeq lists its product as uncharacterized. The coding region runs from base 1 to 333 and encodes 110 amino acids. The transcript is spliced from 3 exons. Gene Ontology annotation, cellular component: membrane. Lineage: Eukaryota; Fungi; Ascomycota; Sordariomycetes; Hypocreales; Nectriaceae. The record is from RefSeq and is a predicted model, not a curated record.
AUGGCCACCGUCAAUUACCACGAUCUUGAGCUUCCCGCCUACAUCCUCGGUGCUCUGACCGCAGGAGGCGGUAUCAUGGGAUACGCGCGCACACGAUCUGUUCCUUCAAUCGUUGCUGGCUGCGCUGUUGGAUUUUUAUAUGCUCUUGGUGGCUAUCGCAUUCAGAAUGAGCAGCCUUAUGGAGUUGAGCUUGGUCUUUUAGCCUCCGUCGUUCUUGGGGGAUCUGCUUUCCCCCGAGCCCUUCGUCUGAGGAAACCGGUUCCAAUUCUUCUUAGUGUCAUUUCAGCAUUUGGCCUCUUCACCUAUGGUUCUGCUCUUCGAAGGAAGGCCUGA